Messenger RNA from Python bivittatus (Burmese python), 3287 nucleotides. It is a transcript of the gene PPP4R2, whose product is annotated as protein phosphatase 4 regulatory subunit 2. Gene Ontology annotation, cellular component: nucleus; protein phosphatase 4 complex; cytoplasm. Gene Ontology annotation, molecular function: protein phosphatase regulator activity. NCBI's taxonomy places the organism in Eukaryota, Metazoa, Chordata, Lepidosauria, Squamata, Pythonidae. The record is from RefSeq and is a predicted model, not a curated record.
UCACUGUUACUUUCUUUCUCUCUCCGUCUCUCUCUCUCUCUCUGUCUCCCCCUCUCUCUCUGUCUCCCCCUCUCUCUCUCCCCGGUGGUGUGGCCGCGCCUGAGCUCCCUUCGUUGCGCGGCUGCCUGUUUCCUGUGAGAGCCCGGGGGGCAGGAGGAGGAAGAGGAGGAGGCGGCGGCGGCGGCGGCGGAUCAUGGAUAUCGAGAGGCUACAGGAGGCACUGAAAGAUUUUGAGAAGAGGGGGAAAAAGGAAGUCUGUCCAAUAUUGGAUCAGUUUCUUUGCCAUGUCGCCAAGACUGGAGAGACAAUGAUCCAGUGGUCACAAUUCAAAGGCUAUUUUAUUUUCAAAUUGGAGAAAGUAAUGGAUGACUUCAGAACUUCUGCUCCUGAGCCAAGAGGCCCUCCUAACCCCAAUGUGGAAUAUAUUCCCUUUGAGGAGAUGAAAGAACGAAUUCUGAAAAUAGUUACUGGCUUUAAUGGUAUCCCAUUUACUAUUCAACGACUUUGUGAGCUGCUGACAGAUCCUAGGCGGAAUUACACAGGAACAGACAAAUUUCUCAGAGGAGUAGAAAAGAAUGUUAUGGUGGUCAGCUGUGUGUAUCCUUCUUCAGAGAAAAAUAAUUCCAACAGUUUAAACAGGAUGAAUGGUGUAAUGUUUCCAGGAAACUCACCAGGUUACUCAGACAGAUCUAAUAUAAAUGGUCCUGGAACACCCCGGCCUGUAACGCGGCCAAAAGUUUCUUUGUCACCUCCUAUGACAACAAAUGGUUUACCAGACAGUUCCGAAAAUAAGGAGCUAGGUCUCCUGCAAACUGAGGAGAAAAUUAACAGUGAAUCACCAGCAUCUGAGCCUGAAAGAGUCCAAAACUGUCCUGUAAAAAAUAAACACCCUGGAGAAGAUCCAGCAGAAAUGGAAGGAUAUGAAGUAAAAAGACUUAAAUUUGACAAAGAGGAGGAAGCUGAAGAGACUUCCAACCAGAGUGGUUCCCAUGAAGCUUGCUCAGCAAUGGUAGAAGAGACUGAGACAACUUCUGCAUCUCAGGAUAAAGAAAAAGAAACCAUUGGAGAGAGACAGCAUUGUAAAGAGGAAGCUGAGGAGAAAGAAGAAACUCUCAUGAUGUCAAGAGAAAUUUUUCCAGAAAGAAAAGUUCUGGACAAAGACAGUGCCUCCUUAAGUGAGAAAGAAGACGUUUCUGAGGAGAAUAAUCAGAUUGGGGAAUCUGAUCAGACUCAAGCAAUGAAAGACUUGUCUUCUCAAAAUAGUGAGAACAGUGGAUCUGUUAGUAGCAAAGCUGACUGCAGUGACAAAGAAGAAUUGGGCUCAUAUGUUAGUGAAACUCCUGAAAUUGCAUCAGAGACCCCAGUGGAAAACAGCGAUGAAGCCACAGAAGCUGCAGAUGAACCUAUGGAUCAAGACUAAUAAUUUUAAUAAACUUAGAGGCAGUAUUUUCCAUAAGGCUCUGGUUUUACACUGUAUAAAUAAUUUUAUGUAAUAAAAGCGGACCGUUAGUUUUCCAAGAGAAGCAGGCUGUAAAUUGAACUUCUCAGUGCAUUAAAUCCUGAAGGAGUUGUACUUGUUACUGUGAAAUAUUGGCUCCUUCAGGUCCUGCUUGCCACUGAAAUUUCAGUAUGAUCAAAUCUGGUCUGUGUAUAGUUUUUCUUUUUUUUUUAAUUUAGAAUUAACAUUUUUAAACUGGAAGGCAAUUAUAAUUCUGAAAAUUUUUUGGAGAUUCCACACUUAGUUACUUCUCUCUCUCCUUUAUUUCCCUUGAAUGCUAUAGCAGUUAAUUUUUGGUUUUGGUUAGUUUCACCAUUAACAUGUGAAUUUCAUGUUGGUUUACAGAUUUUCAUUUGACUACAUUUUGUGCUUUAAAAAGCUACACAUUGGUGUAUAAUACUUGAUAAUAUACUAAUCUAAAGAAAAUCUAUGUUUGCACUCUUAGAUGCAUUUUCUUUUCCAGAUGGAAGCAACCAACUUCUUUCAUACAAGGCAACAUUUUUUACCCCUGAAUAAACCAAAUAAAAUUAGGCCCGCCUGAUAUCCUGAAGUUCCAAAUAUUGCUGAAAGUACCAAGUUAAAUACAUUCCAAGAGUUCUGUUCUAACAAACACUUUUGUACAUUUCUGAGGUGCCUGGAAGAUAGGUUUUCAUUUUACUGCUGAAAAAACUGUGUUAAGUUGAGAACAGAUUUCAAAAUAAUACCUUCAGCUUUUUUUGUAGGGGGAAUGUUUGCAAACCUGACAAGAUAGUUUCUGUGAACUAAGGAAGUUUCUGACAUUACAUAAUGGUUUCAUAGUAAGAAAUCAGACUGAUAUGAAAUGCUGCAGCAUUGCAUGCCUUAGUUAUGUAUCUGAGCUGAAUGGCUACCAUUUGUACAUCAUUUUGAAAGUGAAUUAAAUAUUUUUGAACAUGCCACUUUGACAGCCAGUGUUAACACUUUCUUUCCAAAACCAGCUCAAAGCACAAUUACUGCUUUAAAUACUUCACAUUAUAUUUUUCAAACAUUGGUGUGUAAAAACACUCAAAACGUAACCUCCCAGUCGCAUUUACUGGCUGCCAAAUUUAUACCUGUUUCUUCGACUGUACCUUUUUGAUAUUUAGAAUUUUUAAAUCUCUGUAAAGUAGAUUUUUGUAGAUUGUAAAGAGUGCUCACUGCCAUUGUGAAACGGUAUAUAAUUGUAUAAUUUGUGUGUAAACUGGAUGCUUGGGCUUUCAAUACAGUAUUCAUAUAAAGCAAUAAAUAUGUUAUAAAAUGUUUGAGUACAUUUUAAUCAAACCAUAAUGGGACUCCCUUUUUUGGCAGUGAAGACACAUACCUUGGAGUACAAAAAUAAUCACCAAAGUGCAUGCUAACAAUUCUUGUACUGCAUGGUGUGCUUCAUUCUGGAGAACAGUGGGUUUUGAAUUCAACAUAUUCCAAAAUAACUUGAAUGAAUUUGCAAAACUGCUAUCAGGUUAAAAAGUUGAAAAGGUAUUGCUUGGGAAAAGACCUAGUGCCCUUCUAUGUACUUAAAAACAAAAAAUCAAUUUAUGUUCAAUCACUUUCUCUUGGCAAGAGAGGAGGGUUGAAUAUGUACUGCAAGCAUUAAAGAGGGGAAUACUCAAACCAAAACAGGAAUUAGAAAACAUGUACCGGAACACAAGUCUAUAAGAUACAAUUUGCUCUCCUUGCUUUUUUUUUCAAGGGAUACUUUGCAAAUGAGAACAAAUUUUAAGUUUAGAGACUUCUGAAAUUUUCUUUAGAAUGUUUGUGAAAAUACUGUUAAUAAACCUAUUAUUUAAUCAUC